Messenger RNA from Populus nigra (black poplar), 1078 nucleotides. RefSeq lists its product as uncharacterized. The record is from RefSeq and is a predicted model, not a curated record. Gene Ontology annotation, molecular function: rRNA small subunit aminocarboxypropyltransferase activity. Bases 66 to 860 code for a protein of 264 amino acids. Gene Ontology annotation, biological process: maturation of SSU-rRNA. The transcript has 9 exons. NCBI's taxonomy places the organism in Eukaryota, Viridiplantae, Streptophyta, Magnoliopsida, Malpighiales, Salicaceae.
UUAUAAAGCAGUCCAUUCAUAAUCACGGCAACUCAAUUUUCACUCUCUCUUCUUCUAAGGACAUCAUGGGUCAUAACAAACCCAGUAGGCGAUUCAAAACCCACAACUCUCAUCGUGGUCAAUCUAGCAGGACCAAUCACCUCGACAGGGAAGAUGAGUCUCUCCCACAUGAUCAAGAUCCUGAAGAGGACACAGCAGGUCCUAAAAUUCAGCUUGCAAUGUGGGAUUUUGGGCAGUGUGAUGCAAAAAGGUGCACAGGGCGCAAGCUUGCAAGAUUUGAUUUGUUGAAAGAGUUGCGUGUCAGUAGUGGUUUUGGUGGCAUUGUUUUGAGUCCUGUUGGGAGUCACUGUGUCUCCAGAGAAGAUUAUAACUUAAUUAAAAGGAAAGGAUUGGCUGUUGUGGAUUGCUCAUGGGCACGUUUGGAAGAUGUACCAUUUGUCAAACUGCGAUGUGCUUCUCCUCGCUUAUUACCAUGGCUAGUAGCAGCUAAUCCAGUAAAUUAUGGUCGACCUUGUCAGCUAUCUUGUGUAGAGGCAUUAUCUGCCGCAUUAAUAAUAUGUGGGGAAGAGGAAACUGCUAAUCUGUUGCUGGGCAAGUUCAAGUGGGGACAUGCUUUCUUGUCACUCAACAGGGAGCUUCUAAAAUCAUACUCUGAAUGUGGAAGCAGUGCUGAAAUCAUUUCUGUCCAAAAUGCUUGGCUAACCCAACAAAGGGAGGUUCCAAAGGCUGUGUCAGACACUAAAGGAGCUGAUUUAAGUGAAAAUGAAGGCUCUUCUGAUGAUUCCGAAGAUGGGCUUCCGCCACUAGAAAGGAAUUUGAAUCAUUUGAACUUCCAGGAAAGUGAGGACGAAAGCGAGUAGAUAGAACCAUGCUACGAAUUAGCGAGACAACGAUAGGAACUUGUAACAGGGUGGCGAUAAUACAAGGCGGCUUAACUGCACGUGGGGGUCUUAGAAUCGCGGUUUCAAGAUGGUGGCGAUAAUGUUCGAUCGGUGGUAUCCGCUCUUUGUUGUUGAAAAAUUGUAGAUCAGACUAGAUUACUUAAAACAUAAAAAAUUUAUGGGUUUUGUGAUGGACA